Nomascus leucogenys (northern white-cheeked gibbon) is the source of this 2040-nucleotide messenger RNA. RefSeq lists its product as uncharacterized. The record is from RefSeq and is a predicted model, not a curated record. NCBI's taxonomy places the organism in Eukaryota, Metazoa, Chordata, Mammalia, Primates, Hylobatidae. The transcript has 2 exons. The coding region runs from base 880 to 1371 and encodes 163 amino acids.
GUGUGAGUAUGUGUGUGUGUGAGUGCGAGUGCGCGCGCGGGGCUGGCCACAGGGCACGGGAGUCGCCUGGCACUACGCGUGGCCCCGUCGCGGGUCGGGCCGGCCCAGGGCUGGGGCGCGCUCACGGGAGGAGCUGCGAGCGGCCGGCGGAGAACUUUCUUCUUUUCCCUUCGCUCUCCCUCUUGAGCUCGCGCCUAGGCCCUGGCCACUCUCCCGGAGAGAAGCCGGGCGACCCGGCCGCGGGCUCAAGCAGCCAGCGCCGGCUGCAAGUGACCGCGGUGCGCGGGCGGAAAGAGGUCCCGGACGUGCGGGUAGGACAGCUGGAACGCACACGACAGCCCCUUUCUCUGCCCUUACUUACCGCCCCAGCGCUCACAGCCGCUGCUCUGUUUUUAAGAGAAUAGGGCAGGUGCAAGUUUGGUUGUUGCGGUUUUAGCCGCUCCAAGGAAAUUGUUCGAUGUAAGGUUUCCUAAGCAUACUGAGUGGGCGUGUUUCCAGAAACAAAGGGCAAACUUUCUCGCUCCCAAAGCCAGUGAAGUUAAACAGACUCCCCUACGAAAAGGCCCUUGGGGACCCUAGGGCGUCAGAUGCGAUAGUUAAUUUUAAAAUAACUAUUUAACAGGUGAUUAGGGAGCGCGCUUUCUCUCCACCACCAAGUUCACCUCUUCUCCCACCCCCUCUAAAAUAAGUCACUUGACGAUAGGUGAUCCCAUCCCCUAGUCCUCUCCUUAAUGCCAGUCUGGAGGCGCACUGUCAAGAAGGGAUGCGUCUCCUCGCCCUCGAGAACCAGCGCGGAGACCUUUUGUGCCUCUCCUUGGCUGUGAACUUUCCCGCGCGGUAGGUUCUCCUUUAAGAAAGUAGCAUCCCUAUGAAUAUUUAAUGCGGUGCGCGGGCCGGCGGGGCGGAGGGGAGACCACGGCCCGGGUUUCCGCGCGCGCCGAGACCCGGGCGCAGAGAGAGUGCGUCCCCACCAGCCUGGCCGCCGCGGGAACUCGGGGACCGGGAGGGCGGGGGUUAGCGGGAGGAAAGGGUAAGCUGAAGAGGGGCUGGGAACGGGAGGGGGGCUCGGGGCGAACGGGCCGUCGCGUUCAUUUCCAUAAGAAAGCUGAAAUCGCAGUUGGAAGCAGGAUUUCUCGCCCCUGCAGCCCUUCCCCCAUACCCGGUCUUCUGCAAGAAGCGGGCUCCGGAGCUCAGAGCCCGAAGUGUGUGCUCUGGUCUUUGAUGAUGUUGAUAAAAUGUGGUUUCAAAUGUUGUCCCGAAGAGGCCGUUUUCCUGUCUGUAUGUGGAAUGGAAGGACCGUGCCGGGGCACCAAGAGGCACCCUGAGAACUCAGAGGACCCACAGGCUCCCCUCAAGCAAAUUCCCUGCUGACCCUGGAUACCCCUUGAAAGAGGGGGCAAGAGACUGCCUCAAGGCUCGUCUUAUAACUUCCAGCAAGGACUCCCAGCAAACAAGUUCAGCUUGGGAUCUGCCCACCACUAAGCCUGGCUCAGAGUGGGUGCAGGGGGGUGGGGUGGGGGGCGCGGUGGAGAGGCAGAGUCCCUGAACAGGGAAAAGACAAUCAGUUGUUCCCUUUUCUGGUGUCAGAGGCAAAGAAGCCUGAAGGGCUGGCGGUGGUGCUGGCUCUGGGUUUAUUGACUGUGAUCCUGUCCAGCUGUCCUACAGGGAGUUCCAGAGCUCUCCCAAAGUGCAUGGGGAACUGCACAAGUAGGACUGGGGCACAAUACCAGAAGCUAUUUGUCUCCUAGAACCUGGCACCCCCUCCACUUACCUUACAGGAGACCCACAUCACUCAGUUCCCAGGACAUCUGGUGGGAGAGUCUGGUGAGAGUUGGAGGCAGACUUCCUCUACUUACAACUUGUUUGAAAAUGGACAUAAAGAGGAGAACAGACACUCCAUCGCCCCUUCAGGGCCUCCUUUGUGUCACAAAACCUAUCCCCUCCUAGGGCACCCUUGACACUCCCCUAGGUGGGUGUACACAUUGUUCAGGACCUGUCCCCUGUACCCAAAUAAAUAUAAAUGAGUUUAUUUCUUUAAAA